Molecule: messenger RNA, 5655 nt
Organism: Ochotona curzoniae (black-lipped pika)
Lineage: Eukaryota; Metazoa; Chordata; Mammalia; Lagomorpha; Ochotonidae
Gene: PCDH15
Product: protocadherin related 15
Exons: 32
Coding region: 31-5655 (1874 amino acids)
Biological process (GO): sensory perception of sound; homophilic cell-cell adhesion; inner ear development
Cellular component (GO): plasma membrane; desmosome; stereocilium
Molecular function (GO): calcium ion binding
Source: RefSeq, a predicted model, not a curated record
AGAUCAUCCUUGAGUGAAUUUUGACAGAAGAUGUUACAACAGUUGUGUCUCUGGAAAUGUUUAGCUUCGGGGAUCAUUCUUGGCUGUCUCAUCGUAGCCUGCGUGGGCCAGCAUGAUGAUGGUACAAUUCUGGUGGACAACAUGCUGAUCAAAGGGACUGCUGGAGGACCAGACCCCACCAUAGAGCUCUCUUUAAAGGACAACGUGGAUUAUUGGGUGUUGUUGGAUCCUGUUAAACAAAUGCUUUUCCUGAACAGCACAGGCAGAGUCCUGGAUAGAGACCCGCCAGUGAACAUACACUCCAUUGUAGUGCAAGUACAAUGCAUCAAUAAAAAGGUGGGCACGGUAAUCUACCAUGAAGUACGAAUUGUGGUGAGAGACCGAAAUGACAAUUCACCCACGUUCAAGCAUGAAAGCUACUAUGCCACAGUAAAUGAGCUUACCCCAGUUGGAACCACAAUAUUUACAGGAUUUUCAGGAGACAAUGGAGCUACUGACAUAGAUGAUGGUCCAAAUGGACAGAUAGAAUAUGUUAUUCAAUAUAAUCCAGAUGAUCCGACAUCUAAUGACACCUUUGAGAUUCCCCUCAUGUUGACUGGAAAUGUAGUUUUAAGAAAGAGGCUCAACUAUGAAGAUAAGACUCGCUACUUUGUCAUUGUCCAAGCCAAUGACCGUGCACAAAAUCUGAAUGAACGCCGAACCACCACAACCACCCUCACUGUGGAUGUAUUGGAUGGGGAUGACUUGGGUCCCAUGUUUCUUCCCUGCGUCCUUGUGCCAAACACUCGAGACUGUCGUCCUCUCACCUAUCAAGCUGUCAUUCCCGAGUUAAGAACCCCGGAAGAAUUGAAUCCCAUCAUUGUUACCCCACCUAUCCAAGCUGUUGAUCAAGACCGGAAUAUUCAACCACCAUCAGAUAGACCAGGCAUCCUGUAUUCCAUCCUUGUUGGGACUCCUGAGGAUUACCCACGAUUUUUCCAUAUGCAUCCCAGGACGGCAGAACUCAGUCUCCUGGAGCCAGUCAACAGAGACCUUCAUCAGAAAUUUGAUUUAGUUAUUAAGGCUGAACAGGAUAAUGGCCAUCCCCUUCCUGCAUUUGCCAGUCUGCAUAUUGAAAUAUUGGAUGAAAACAAUCAGAGUCCAUACUUCACAAUGCCCAGCUAUCAAGGUUAUAUCCUGGAGUCUGCCCCCGUGGGAGCAACCAUUUCUGACAAUCUAAAUUUGACCACUCCUCUAAGAAUUAUAGCUCUGGACAAGGACAUAGAAGAUACGAAAGACCCAGAGCUUCACCUUUUUCUAAAUGAUUACACCUCAGUGUUCACCAUAACACAGACUGGAAUUAUUCGCUACCUCACUUUACUUCAGCCAGUGGACAGGGAAGAACAGCAAACCUACACCUUUUCGAUAACAGCUUUCGAUGGUGUGCAAGAAAGUGCUCCGGUUGUUGUCAACAUUCGAGUGAUGGAUGCAAAUGAUAACACUCCCACCUUCCCUGAGAUAUCUUAUGAUGUCUACGUUUACACAGACAUGAGCCCUGGGGACAGUGUCAUACAGCUCACUGCAGUGGACGCAGACGAAGGGUCAAAUGGGGAGAUCACAUAUGAAAUCCUGGCUGGGGCUCAGGGAGACUUCGUCAUCAAUAAAACAACAGGGCUUAUCACCAUCGCUCCGGGGGUGGAAUUGAUAGUCGGGCGGACUUACGCGCUUACUGUCCAAGCAGCGGACAAUGCUCCUCCAGCAGAGAGAAGGCAUUCCAUCUGCACUGUGUACAUUGAAGUGCUUCCUCCAAAUAAUCAAAGUCCUCCUCGCUUCCCACAGCUGAUGUAUAGCCUUGAAGUUAGUGAAGCCAUGAGGAUUGGUGCUGUCUUACUAAACCUACAGGCAACUGACCGAGAAGGAGACGCAAUAACAUAUGCCAUUGAGAAUGGAGAUCCUCAACGAGUUUUCAAUCUUUCAGAAACGACUGGGAUUCUAUCAUUAGGCAAGGCACUGGACAGGGAGAGCACAGAUCGCUACAUCCUGAUUGUCACAGCUUCAGAUGGCAGGCCAGAUGGGACCUCCACUGCCACAGUCAACGUGGUGGUGACCGACGUCAAUGAUAACGCCCCAGUGUUUGAUCCCUACCUGCCUAGAAACCUGUCUGUGGUAGAGGAAGAAGCCAAUGCCUUUGUGGGCCAAGUACGGGCCACAGACCCUGAUGCUGGAGUAAAUGGACAAGUACACUACAGUUUGGGCAAUUUCAAUAAUCUUUUUCGCAUCACAUCAAAUGGAAGUAUUUACACGGCUGUAAAGCUAAACAGAGAAGUCAGGGAUUACUAUGAACUGAUUGUUGUGGCAUCUGAUGGAGCAGAACACCCACGUCAUUCAACUCUGACCUUGGCCAUCAAGGUCUUGGAUAUUGAUGAUAACAGUCCUGUAUUUACCAAUUCUACAUAUACUGUUGUUGUGGAAGAGAAUCUGCCAGCUGGGACCACCUUCCUUAAAAUUGAGGCCAAAGAUGCUGACCUUGGGGCAAAUGUGUCUUAUCGGAUAAGAAGCCCAGAAGUGAAGCACUUUUUUGCACUGCAUCCAUUCACAGGAGAGCUGUCCCUUCUACGGAGUUUGGAUUAUGAAGCAUUUCCAGAUGAAGAAGCAACUAUUACUUUUCUUGUGGAAGCUUUUGAUAUUUACGGGACAAUGCCACCGGGCAUCGCAACCGUCACAGUGAUAGUAAAGGACAUGAAUGAUUAUCCUCCUGUGUUCAGCAAGCGGGUCUAUAAAGGCAUGGUGGCUCCGGAUGCGGUCAAGGGAACCCCCAUCACAACAGUGUAUGCUGAGGACGCAGACCCUCCUGGAUUACCUGCAAGUCGAGUGAGGUACAGAGUCGAUGACAUCCAGUCUCCUUAUCCUGCCAGUAUUUUUGAUGUAGAAGAAGAAACUGGAAGAGUGAUAACUCGGGUCAAUCUGAAUGAGGAACCUACCACAAUUUUUAAGUUGGUGGUCAUUGCAUUUGAUGAUGGUGAGCCCGUGAUGUCCAGCAGCGCCACAGUGAAAAUUCUUGUUUUACACCCUGGAGAAAUUCCACGCUUCACACAGGAGGAAUAUAGGCCUCCCCCAGUGAGUGAGCUUGCAGCCCGAGGGACUGUGGUCGGGGUGGUUGCUGCUGCAGCCGUCAAUCAAAGCAUCGUGUACUCCAUCGUUGCAGGGAAUGAGGAAGACAAAUUCGGGAUUAAUAACAUCACAGGGGUUAUCUAUGUGAACGGCCCUUUGGAUUAUGAGACGAGAGCAAGCUACGUCCUUCGCGUGCAAGCUGAUUCUCUGGAAGUGGUCCUCGCCAAUCUCAGAGUUCCUUCGAAAAGCAAUACAGCGAAAGUGUACAUUGAGAUUCAGGAUGAAAAUGAUCAUCCUCCAGUGUUUCAGAAAAGAUUCUACAUUGGCGGUGUAUCUGAGGAUGCAAGGAUGUUUGCUUCUGUGCUCAGAGUGAAGGCUACUGAUAGAGAUACUGGCAAUUAUAGCACCAUGGCAUACAGACUUAUCAUACCACCAAUCAAAGAGGGAAAAGAAGGAUUCGUGGUGGAGACCUACACCGGGCUCAUCAAAACUGCUAUGCUCUUCCACAAUAUGCGCAGGUCCUACUUCAAGUUUCAAGUCAUUGCAACUGACAACUAUGGGAAGGGACUGAGCGGCAAAGCAGAUGUCCUUGUCUCUGUGGUCAACCAGUUGGAUAUGCAAGUCAUUGUUUCUAAUGUGCCUCCUACUCUAGUGGAAAAGAAGAUAGAAGAUCUGACAGAAAUUUUGGAUCGCUACGUUCAGGAGCAAAUUCCUGGUUCCAAGGUUGUGGUGGAAUCUAUUGGUGCUCGCCGGCAUGGAGACGCCUUUUCUCUAGAAGAUUACACCAAAUGUGACCUGACUGUCUAUGCAAUCGACCCCCAGACCAACAGGGCCAUAGACAGAAAUGAGCUAUUCAAAUUUUUGGAUGGCAAACUGCUGGAUAUCAAUAAAGAUUUUCAGCCAUUUUAUGGGGAAGGAGGACGUAUUCUGGAGAUCCGAACCCCACAAGCAGUGACCAGCAUUAAGAAGCGAGGAGAAAGUCUGGGAUACACGGAAGGGGCCCUGCUGGCUCUGGCCUUCAUCAUUAUCCUCUGCUGUAUUCCUGCCAUCCUGGUGGUCUUGGUUAGCUACCGACAGUUUAAAGUACGCCAGGCCGAGUGCACCAAGACAGCCCGAAUUCAAUCCGCGCUUCCCGCAGCUAAACCUGCAGCGCCCACCGCUGCCCCGGUGGCAAUGCCCCCGCCGCCACCGCCCCCGCCGCCAGGUGCGCACCUCUAUGAAGAACUUGGAGACAGCACGAUGCAUAAUCUUUUCCUUCUCUACCAUUUUCAACAAAGCAGGGGAAAUAACUCAGUCUCAGAAGACAGGCGACCUCAUCAAGUUGGGAUUCCCAUUGUGUCCAAUACUGUGGACGCUCCCAAGCCACCUCACACAACUGGAUCACUUGAGAAUAACCAGCUGGAUUCUACAAGGAAAUUCUCACUUCUAUCUCGUGAGGACAGCUUAAGUACCCAUGAUGUUCUUUACAAGGAACACAUACGCCAAGGAUCGACAAAUUUCAAUAACUUUUCCCUGAGAACAGAGUUUGUAAACCCAUUUCCCCCCAAAACACAGGUCAAGAGUCAGUCUCUGAGGGGUCCUCGAGAAACAUUUAAGAGGAUCUGGAGAGAGCCCAUCAGCUUGCCAAGGAGACUGAUGGGGAAGCUUUCAAAGAGGCCAGAAACCAUAGAUCUAGUGCAGUGGCCUGGAGAUCGAAACACGGGGAUGUACCCAAACAGAAGAGGUAGCAACAGUUCAUCCCUUACAACUGACGACAUAAAUUUGACAGAAAUGCAGCAUGGUGAAACACUGAUUGUGCAAGAAGCCCAGAAGUUAAAAUCUCUACAUUCCACGUCUUCAUUUUCCUCUCCUUGGCCUCACUUGCCAUUCUCCACUUUGCCAACUGUUUCAAAAACUGUGGAACUCCAAUCGGAACCUAAUGUUAUCACUUCUCCUGAUGACCCCUUCAUGGAACUUUCUCCUCUGAGUGCUUUAAAGUCUCCAGACUAUACACCUACUUCUUUGUUGGCUGUCGGGACCAAACGGAACGAUUCUGAAAAUCUUUCCCACCCACGAAACAUCUCUUCCCUUCUAUCCGCCUCUCCUCCUCCACCUGUCCUUACACCUUUCCCUGUUUGUCCUUUCCCUCCACUCUGCCUACCUUUAGCUCCUUCUCCUCUUCGCACACCAAUGCCUCCUCAUCCGAGUCCGCUUCCUUCUGCAGCUCCAGUUCUGUCCGCACAGUGUUCUUGCUUACCACUUGAGUGCACUGCCAGUGUAACACCUGCCAAGGAAAGUGACUCCUCUGUGACACAGCAAAGCACACUGGGUAAUACUGACCCUCAGAAAGAACCAAAGGGGGUUCUGAAACAUAUUAAAAAUUUAGCAGAACUUGAAAAAACAGUAGCUAGAAUGUACAGUCACAUAGAAAGAAACUAUCCUCCCACAAACAUUUCAAAAGGCCUGACAAUUUGCACUUCAGGUAGAGCGCGUGUGGAAAACACCUCAGACCAAAAGCACGAACAUUUGAAUGACACUGUUGAGGGAAGUGAAAAGCAAUCUCACAGCCAAUCUACUUCACUAUAA